GGCAGCAGUCCAGCGGACUGCCCCCACUGAAAACAAGUGCACGUCAAACGGCCACACCACGUGAACGGCACGAGCGGGACGCACCGCCUCGAGACUUGGUGAUUCUUUAUAAUUUUAUAUAUUUUUUUUGUUUACUGGAAAUGGACUUCACAGCCAAGAUGGAAAUUAACAUCAGCCAGCAGCAGCUUCUGCCGCCCGCUUGCUUCUUCGCCGCCGCUGCGGCGCAGAGCGUCCAGCUGAGCCCGAGCGGCAGCAGCCAGGGCAGCGGGAAGUCGGGCUCCAAGCAGCCCAAGAGGCAGCGCUCGUCCUCUCCGGAGCUGUUGCGCUGCAAGCGAAGACUGAAUUUCGCGGGUUUCGGCUACAGCCUUCCCCCGCAGCAGCCGCACGCGGUGGCCCGGAGGAACGAGAGGGAGCGCAACCGGGUGAAGCUGGUCAACAACGGCUUCGCCACUCUGCGGGAGCACGUCCCCAACGGCGCCGCCAACAAGAAGAUGAGCAAAGUGGAGACGCUGCGCUCGGCCGUGGAGUACAUUCGCGCCCUGCAGCAACUGCUGGACGAGCACGACGCGGUGAGCGCGGCGUUUCAGUCCGGCGUCCUGUCGCCCGACAUGUCGCAGGGAUACUCCCAUGACAUGAACUCCAUGGCAGGUUCACCGGUGUCCUCGUACUCAUCCGACGAGGGCUCCUACGUCGCCCUCAGUCCGGAGGAGCAGGAGCUGCUCGACUUCACCAACUGGUUCUGAGCGUCUAUACAAAGACAUAUGGAUCAACUCACUUUACUGUUGAAGUGCGCUUGGGAUGUUCCCGGAGGAGGCUGGGUGUCCUCAAGAACAAGACGCAUUGUCCUUUAACGCCCGGUCCUCCCAGACUGACAGAAAGACAGACACGGCCUUAACGUCCCCAACAACUUGGGGGUAAAUCAGGCCGGAGAUCAGCGCCAAAGGAUUAAAGGAAGACGGUUCUCCUGACAGCGUGGGAAUCAAAGCUUCUGUGCAUUUGCCCAUGAUAAACAAACACAACAACAACCCUAAAGUGAAUUCAUGCUCUAUAAAAACAUUAUUUAAUAUGUCGCUCUUCAACUAUGCUAAACCCAAUCACAGAACACCAACCCUUUGGUAAACCUCUCUGACGUUUUGAUUCAGAAAAAUGCUUCCAAGUCACAGAUUUAUUCUAUACAAUUCUAUAUGAAACGCUUUUUUUUUAAAUAUAUUAAGCUAUUUUUGUAUGUAAGAGAUUUAUAGAUGUUUUGUACACAUCCUUUUUGUAUAUAUUUUGUCUAUAUAUUGCGAAGUUGCUUCUAUACCUCCUGCCUAUGUAGACGUGUAGUCUAUUAUUCUCUGGCUCUUCUGUUCAUGAGGUUUCCAGAAGGAGUUUGACACUCCGACGUUUUAUUCUAGCACCAAUGUGUCUUAUUUAAUAGCAAAACAUGUUAUUGCAUUAUGUCAUGAAGUUCACAAUGAUCAAAACGUAUGCAGCUAUUGUCCAAACAGAGCGCAAUGGCCAUGCAUUGUCUCUUUAUACUGCCAGCUCUAUAUUGUCUUCACAUAAACAGAUGUUGAAAAAAAGAAGUCUUAUAACCAUAUUUUCUACACUCCAGUCCAAGAAUAAAAUGAUU
This is a messenger RNA of Anarrhichthys ocellatus (wolf-eel), 1615 nucleotides long. It is a transcript of the gene ascl1a, whose product is annotated as achaete-scute family bHLH transcription factor 1a. The transcript has 2 exons. The record is from RefSeq and is a predicted model, not a curated record. The coding region runs from base 141 to 743 and encodes 200 amino acids. Lineage: Eukaryota; Metazoa; Chordata; Actinopteri; Perciformes; Anarhichadidae. Gene Ontology annotation, biological process: neuron differentiation; regulation of neurogenesis; sensory organ development. Gene Ontology annotation, cellular component: RNA polymerase II transcription regulator complex. Gene Ontology annotation, molecular function: RNA polymerase II transcription regulatory region sequence-specific DNA binding; protein dimerization activity; DNA-binding transcription factor activity, RNA polymerase II-specific.